Cotesia congregata is the source of this 2889-nucleotide messenger RNA. NCBI's taxonomy places the organism in Eukaryota, Metazoa, Arthropoda, Insecta, Hymenoptera, Braconidae. The record is from the annotation of a GenBank genome assembly.
AUGCGACGAAGAUUCGACGGAUUCGAAGAAGACACGAGAAGAUAUCGCAGACCGCGGCUGAUAGAUGAUGACCAUGUAGGAUUCCGUCUUCUGGACCCGAGUGCCAAUGUUCAUCAUCAGUACUACCUGGAUAUACCCGAGCCUCCGCGAGCUCCCGAACCGUACAAGAUAUCAGGCGCAUCAUCUUCGAUGACCCGAGCACACCGCAGAUCCAGCUUUGUUAUUCUCGCGGACGCGAUCGAGCCGACCUCGAGGUCUGUCGGUGGAUCGCCAACGCAUGAGCAGAGGAUCAUCAGGAGUCCCUUGUCCCCCACGAGGGUGAUUCCUGGUGGUAGGUCCUCGCCAUUCCGGCCUAGAGGCUUUAAAGGCCCGCUUCCGCAUGCACAAUCUAGACCUCAGAGUCCUCCCGUACCUGCCCGCCGAUUUAUUCAGCCCAAAUCAUUGUCACAAGGAAAUAGUCCAAGGAAACAAAGUCUGAUCCCCCAACCACGAGGUGGCCUGGUCUCACAUCGUUCCAAUCUAAAGAACAAAGAGCGUGAUAAAUGGGAACGUCGGUCAGGUCGUUAUGUCACCAAAAUUCCGCGCUCCAGUUCCCUGAAAACUCCGGGAGCAAAACAAAUCCGUCCAGCCGCAGAGACGAUACGUGGAGCAAGACCAUCAACCAGAAGUGUCAAAAACAAUGCAACAAAUGUAAAAUCCAGUGGUGUAGUUACAGGUACAGCUAAUAAAGCUGGAAUUCCUGGAAAGGCUAAUGGAAAUCCAGGUAAAUCCCCGGAUAAGAAGAUAAAUCGAUCGCCAACAAAAAUACCAGUUCGUUAUUCGGCUUUUGCUACUGGAGGCGUCGCUAGUAAUAAUGGAGGUGGAAGAUUUAUUAAGAUUUCAGAUAAUAAUAGCGAUGAUAAAAAAGAAAUAAAUUCACCAACGGUAUCUUCUGAAUCUUCCUCAGUGCCUGCUACCACCACCGACGAGUCUGUUGUAAUUGGUAGCGCGGAAACCUCAACGCCAGUCCCAGCUCUCCAAAUUUCAGGUGAUAAAUCUUCAGACAAAAAGGAAAACGAUCAUGGAUUGAUAGAUCUUCUUAAACACCCGUCAAAAGGUGAAGGAACUAAGAGUGUCGUUAGUGCAACGACCACGACAGCAGUCCAGCCGCUUAAAAUUGACGCUACUAAUAUUAUUCCUGACAGUAGUACUGUUAUUGAAACAGCUGCUGUUGUUACUUCUAAUAAUGAAAAUAAUAAUAAGGAUGAUAAAAAUGGUUUGCCGGAACAGAUAAAGCCUAAUAGUAACAGUAAAGUUGAUAAUAACCCGGAAGCUAAAGCUAAAGAAGAAAUCAAAGCUAAGGAAGAAAGCAAAAUUAAGCCCGAAGAUAAACCACCAGAAGUUCAGGAAGUUCAGGCAGUUGUAGAGCCAAUUAAUGUCGAAGCUGUUGUCAAAGUUGAAAACGGUAACGAUGAAAAGAAAACUCGAGAAAAUUUAAAUUUAAAGAUUCAAGAGACAAAAGCUGAGCGUUCAUUGGAUGAAGGUGAUAAAAAAUUAAAAACUGAUGAAACUGAUAGAGCUAUUGAAGCCGGCUCGCUUAAUCCUGUCGGUGAUAAUAAACGUCAAGAAAACGACUCAUCGGGGAAUAAUGAAAGGACUGAUCAGGGAAAAGAUAAAGGACGGAACCACGGAAGUGAAACUUCUCUCAAGUCCUCAAAUGGAUUAUCAACCGGCUCGGUGGAGAGCAUUCGCUCUACGGACACUGGAGUUAGUCUCAAUACUGUCAGAGGGGUUUCUUCUGCUAGGGAAAAACGCGGCACUCAUGUUGUAAAACGUUCUCAGGAGAUUGAAACACUCAGCGGUAAUGUGAUGCAUGUCGAGAGUCAACGAAAUGGCGAACCUGCGAUCGUGGAGGUGACCGAGCCGACAGUCGCAGUUAUUCAACCAACGGACACCAGCCAGCUUGGAGCGGCUGCUACCAGAAGAGAGAGGUUCCUUAAAUGGAGAAAUUCCGCGGUUAAACGGCUGCAGGAUCGUUGGAGCAACACCAAAGCCAAGGGAAGAAAUAUGAAGUGCUUUAAUUUUCGGAGACACAAGAAGAACGUCGCACAGCUGAGUCAGAUUAAUCAGCAGCAAGAACCCAAGAGUGCCAAGACCAAGAAACCUAACUCUUGGUCUUGCUUCAAGCCAGCUUGCUGCAGAAAAGUACGAGCAGGGUCCAGAAUUGCUCCAGCAGAAACGACGACCUGCUGUCGGCCUGAAAAAAGCUGCUGCUUCCCAUGCAAGCCAAUAAGCUGGUGCCGAUUGCCCAGCUGGUGUUCCUGCAAGAAAAAAGAGACCACCAGGGACAUACGUGCCAAACACAGUUUAACCAGCGUCGCACCACCGCCACUCUCGGAGGAGCAGAAAUCCAAGAUCCCGGAUGUUCUGAUUGAGCACAACUCCGUGAUGCGGGCUGCCAUUCCCUGUCUUCCCGUCCCACUGGCCUGGUUCUGCCUCGUUUGGAAUGUCCUCCUUCCCGGUACAGGUACUAUUUGGAGUGGGUUGUUUAAUUUAUGCAUUGGUCAACCUCGGUUUGCUGCGACGUCAAGUGCCAGGUCACGAUUGGGCGCGUUUAUUGUCGAUAUUAUUGUUGGAGUCAGCCAAGCUUUUACUGUGCUCUUUUGUCUGGUCGGAUGGGGCUGGAGUAUUUGGUGGGGUGUUACCAUGAUACGUUUAGCGAGAAAAUGGAAACGAUUCAAAGCUGCUGAAGCAAGUAGCAAUGACUUGGAAGCUGGUGGAGAUAUUGAUGGAAAUUUGCCUGCACCCGGAGUACCUACUCAAGCUCUGCGUGAAAUGGAGCGGGCUCGUAGAGAAGAAUUGUAUUAUUAUAUUAUUUUAUUUUCAUCUAGACAGUGGUACACUUGGUAG